GCCAAUUUCCUUAUCAUUGUUUAUCUUGAUUCCGGUUUUAUUCCCGAUGUGAUUCAUUGUUUUCGGAUUAUUAAGAAGCAUAGAUUACGUAUUCCGUUUGAAGGUUUUUAUCGAGUUAUUGAUCAUGUGAUGAAAAUGAAUCCACCAUUGAUAGCUUGGGGUGUUUAUAAGGAGAUUUUGGAAUCCGGGUUGGGUGAUUUAGAUGCAGGGUUAGAUUAAAGAGUGUAAUGGAGGACAAUGGGGUUGUUCCUGAUGCUUAUACUUACAGUGCUCUGAUCAAUGGGCUCUGCAAGAAGUGCUCAAUGGGUGUUGCAGAUGACCUGUUUGAAGAAAUGUGUGAGAGAGGUUUAGUGCUCAAUGGGUGUUGCAGAUGACCUGUUUGAAGAAAUGUGUGAGAGAGGUUUAGUGCUCAGAAAGGGUGUCAAACCUGAUUUGAUUACGUAUGAUACACUAGUCGUCGAUGGGCUAUAUAAGAACGGGGACUUGAUCGAGCACAUAAACUUGUCACUCAAAUGAAUGAAAAGGGUUUAAGGCCUGAUAAAAUUACAUACACUGCACUUAUCCAUGGGUAUUGCAAGGAGGGAGAUUUGGAUGCUGCAUUUGAGGUCAGAAAAAGGAAUGGUUGAAAAUGGAAUAGUUCUUGAUGGUGUGACAUACACCUCCUUUAUUACAGGUUUAUGUCUGCAAGGGAGAGUAUCCAUUGCAGAGAGGAUGCUAAGAGAAAUGUCGGGUUCUGGUAUAAAACCCGACGAUGCAACAUAUACCAUGGUCAUUGAUGCCAUCUGCAAGAAUGGCGAUGUUAAGAUGGGUUAUACUUCAGAUUUGCAGCUCCAGAAAAUCCUCACGCCCUGCCCCACCCUGCCCCAGAGCGUGGUGAGUGGAACAGAAAACUGCAAGGUUUUAAAGUUAACUUCCCGUUUUAUCGAGGAUCUAUUAGAUGGUGUUAAAGGCAGCUGCAUAUAUAUAAAGUUGCUAUUUUCAGUCCUCACAAGUAGUUUCGAGUUUGCUAGCUAAAUCAUUGAAUUCGGGAUGAGGAUCAGUGUAACGAUGCCAUACCCAGGCCUGCAUGGCUGCAUCCUUGCAUUGUAAGGAACUGGGUAAUCUGGCAAUGCAUGUUCAAACUCCAAAACAGAAGCUACAUUAUGUGUGAUAUGAGACUUAGAAUGAUGAUAUGAGAAAGUUUUGCCUAUAUUAUAGAAGAGCAACUUUCUCAAUAUCAUUUCAGAAUCUGCAGAUAGGAAAAGAGGCUAUUAGUUGAUAUACCUGCAGGCUGGCUGCAGCAAAGUUCAACAAUCAUUUUACCAUGGACCAUCUACCUUAUAAGAUGUAUCAUUGACAUAAGGUUCAUUAUUAAUAUGGUGAAUAUUCAGUUUUAGUACAUUGAAUUUUUAUUUUCUAAAGGUUUACUUUGUGUACUGAAUGUUCAUUUUUAGAAUUUGAGGUAUAUUAUGAAAAAUGAACAUUCAAUAUACUAAAAUGAACAUAUUUAUCCGUGGUUUA
Ipomoea triloba (trilobed morning glory) is the source of this 1500-nucleotide messenger RNA. RefSeq names its product pentatricopeptide repeat-containing protein At5g41170, mitochondrial-like. The record is from RefSeq and is a predicted model, not a curated record. Bases 565 to 1014 code for a protein of 149 amino acids. NCBI's taxonomy places the organism in Eukaryota, Viridiplantae, Streptophyta, Magnoliopsida, Solanales, Convolvulaceae. The transcript has 2 exons. Gene Ontology annotation, molecular function: protein binding.